GGUCGAUUCUCCUGUGCAACGUGGGCAGAAUGGAGGCACCGGCUGUAUUAGCAGAUUCCUCAGCUGUGGUCCUGAAACCUCUCCCUGAACUCAACGGAGUUUCGCUCCAUGACGUGAUGGUGACCUCUUCGCCCAGCAGUGUCAAAAACCAUCUCCCCAAGGCAGCAGAAGAAACAGAGGAGUCCGAAGCAGAAAUGUUCAAAUCCAAAGGGCUCUGGACCUCCAAGCGCGAUGGGGAAGUCAGGCUGCGGAUGGACGAGAGUGGCAUGGGUUGUGAGCCCCCAAUCAUGGUCAAUGAGCUGCUCCUUGAGGCCGUCCGGAAAUAUGGGAACUUGUAUGCGUUGGCCACAAAGAAGAAGGGGAAGUGGACCAAGCUGACUUAUAAGGAGUACUACGCCCAGUGCCGGAAGGCAGCCAAAAGUUUCCUCAAGCUGGGCUUGGAGCGUUUCCAUGGUGUGUGCAUUCUGGGAUUCAAUUCCGUCGAGUGGUUCCUGGCAGACAUUGGAGCUAUUCUUGCCGGUGGCUUUGCCGUUGGGAUCUAUACCACCAAUUCCCCUGAGGCCUGCAAGUACGUGGCGGAAAACUGCGGGGCCAACAUCAUCGUGGUGGAGAACGACAAACAGCUCCAGAAGAUCUUGGAGGUUCGGAAGAAACUCCCUCUUGUGAAAGCGAUCAUCCAGUACGGUGAACCUAUCAAGGAGAAAGUACCAAAUCUCUAUGAUUGGAGUGAAUUUAUGGCUCUUGGCAAUGACAUCCCAGAUGAGCAGUUAGAUAAAAUAAUUGCGAUCCAGAAGCCAAACCAGUGCUGCACUCUCAUCUACACCUCCGGGACGACGGGCCAGCCAAAGGGAGUAAUGCUGAGCCAAGACAACAUAACGUGGACCGCCCGGGCAGGAGGGCAGUGUGUCGGCUUGACUUGUGGCCUGGUGAGGCAGGAGCUGUUGGUCAGCUACCUGCCGCUCAGCCAUGUUGCUGCGCAGAUGAUUGACAUAUGGCUGCCAAUCACCUUUGGGAUGCAGACCUUCUUUGCCCAGCCAGAUGCUCUAAAGGGCAGCUUAGUGGAAACCUUGAAGGAGGUGAGGCCCACAGCAUUCAUGGGGGUCCCCCGGGUCUGGGAGAAGAUGCAAGAGAAGAUGAAAGCGGUUGGCGCCAAGUCGUCAUCCUUAAAGAAGAAGAUCGCAACCUGGGCAAAGGCGGUUGGCUUAGAAACCAAUCUUAACCUGAUGAACGGGUCCACUGAUCUCCCGGUGAACUACCGCUUGGCCAGAGCUCUGGUGUUCAGGAAAGUCCGGAAGGCGCUGGGCUUGGAUCACUGCACAAAGUGCUUCACAGGAGCUGCCCCCAUCACAAAGGAAACCCUGGAAUACUUCCUGAGCCUUGACAUUCCGGUCUACGAACUCUACGGCAUGAGUGAAAGUUCGGGGCCUCACACACUCUCUCAUCCGGGCAGCUUCAAGCUGACAAGUUGUGGCAAAGAAAUGCCAGGUUGCAGGACGAUGAUUUACAAACCAGACGCUGACGGCAAUGGGGAGAUCUGCUUUUCGGGUCGCCACGUUUUCAUGGGCUACUUGAACAUGGACGACAAGACCAAAGAAGCCAUUGAUAACGACGGCUGGCUGCAUUCAGGGGACCUCGGGAAACACGAUCCAGACGGCUUCCUUUUUAUCACGGGGAGGAUCAAAGAGCUCAUCAUCACCGCAGGAGGCGAGAACGUUCCACCUGUCCCUAUCGAGGAUGCUGUCAAAGAGGCCGUGCCCAUUCUGAGCAACAUCAUGUUGGUGGGCGACAAGGCCAAGUACCUUUCUAUGCUUCUGACCCUGAAGUGCAACAUGAACAUGGAAACGGGGGACCCAGAGGACGACUUGACACCUGAUGCCAUCGAAUUCUGUCGCAAGCUGGGCAGCAAAGCUUCUAAAGUCUCCCAGAUCAUCGCGACCAAAGACCCGGCUGUGUACGGUGCCAUCCAGAAGGGGAUCACAGCAGUCAAUGAGAGAGCCGUCUCCAACGCUCAGAAGAUCCAGAAGUGGGUGAUCCUUGAAAAAGACUUCUCCAUCAAUAGCGGGGAGUUGGGUCCCACAAUGAAACUGAAGAGACCAGUGGUAGCCAAAAUGUACAAAAAGCAAAUAGACCAGUUAUACUCUGCGGAAACACCAGAUGCUAAAUAAUCAUCAAACAAGCACAUACCUUCGGCCUGCCUCUAUUAGAAGUCUAGUCCUUCUCUCCCCUCCCUUGCUGCUGUCCGUUGGUGAACGUGACCCUGUAUUUUGGCAUGGACUCGUCUCCUGUUUUUUGGCACGGAAAGAGAAACUGACUCUUUCUGCGGUGUGUUACGAAGAACGGUGUUUCAAUAAAGGCAUCUCUCUGACCCAAGGCCGCUUCGGAAGUCUCUGGUUGCAAAAUAUAUUAGAGCUGUCUGUAGCCAUUCCAUUUUCAUCCCUGAACUUGUUUGGAUGAUCCAUUGGGACGGCUCUGAGGCUAUCUGUUUUGGCCCCAGCUUUAUUCCAGCUGUGUGUCUUACCUGGGUACCCACAAGAAUCCCUUCCUCCAAAGCUCAUGUUCCCCCACUCUCUAAACUGAAUGUACAGAGAACUCCGUUCUCUGCUUACGAUUACUUGAGCAUCUCCUCACUAUUCCUUUGUGUGCGCGCUUGAAAAAAAUUGUGGAGCUUCUUGGAAAAAGGGGAUGUGGCUAUUGAGUAUGUUCAUAGGAUUCUGGGUGAUGUGCCAGGACGAGGAAUUGACUAGCUUUAUAUUGUGUGCAAUACUGUAUUCUCGUCUUUGCUUGGUUCAGAUGCUUAAAAGCCAUAAAACGAUGGUGGUGAGACUGUGUGUCCAAGGACAUUUUGGAUGAAAGGAAAUUGGUUACAUGAGCCCCCGAAAGGGUGUUGCAGCUUGUGGUUGGGAUCUCUGGCUUUAAAAAAAUAAUCUUUGUGCCCCUUACAUGCACCUCCAAGAGAGGGGUAUCAUCAUAUGUUUGCAGGAAAUUAAUUCCUCUUUAGACUCAGUCUUUACGUUGGCUGUCUCUCUGGAGAUACCGAGCACAGGGGACCAGGGUUGGACACAGCUAGGCUAGCACUUCCUGCUACUUAAGCACCAGACUGUUCUAAACCAGGCACUGAUGGAAGCAAAAACUCACUGUCCAUUGAAAGUUUGCACAGGCCUGGUGUGUUACUGAAGCAGGUUUGGGGAGUCACCAAGUGCAUGCAAGGCCCCAAAGGAAUCUAAUCUCAGGUUUGGGUACUUUAAAAACUGGCUGAAAGCCAGGCAUCCUCCUCAGGGACCCCCCCCACCACCACCACCACUAGACACGCUCACUGCAAGGGAAGGCUCGGUUUGGCCUGUGUCCUUAACAGAAAAGAACGGCACUGAAUCAUGCACAUUUUUUUUAUGCUGUGAAUGGCCCGGCAGCUUCAGAGGCUUGGUUGGGUUUUGUGUAGAAUUGUCCCACCCCCAGCCUCUUCCUUCCCGGAAGCUAGCCCCUCCUGCUUGUGCUUUGGUCAUAGCCAACAAAUAUGGGCUCAGGAAUUGCAGCGGCAAGACCUCCCUCCCACUGGCUCUUUGGAGAGCUCUUAGGUGCAUUUCUCCCUCCGCUGCCCAUCGUUGUACAAAUCCAAAAUAACUUUGGUUUGCUGCUGUGGGUGGAUGAUGGAACCCACUUGCAUUCUUGAUGUGAGUUGGGUGGCGCAGCAGGAAUAGUAGAGCUGGGGAAGUGGGGAACUGCAAUGUGUAGAGAGAUGGGUAGGGUGUGGGGUUUUUUUUUAAAGUAAUUGAGAACUAGGAACUUGAUGUAUCUGGAUGUACUAUGGUUGUAGAAGUGUGACUGAAGUAUAUGUAAUAGGAGACCGAUCUGGGCUGCAGAAGGGCCCCAAAUUGUCAGGAAAAGGAGGUGUUAUGGUGGCCCAAGCUGUACAAAAAGUGUGUGUAAAAAAGUUAACUCUGGAAAUAAUGUUGCAAAUUGAAUGUGUGUGUGUCUACCCUCCUGUGCUGCAAAAAGAAUUGUUAAUAAAUGUCUAAAAAGCUUA
Molecule: messenger RNA, 4021 nt
Organism: Heteronotia binoei (common prickly gecko)
Lineage: Eukaryota; Metazoa; Chordata; Lepidosauria; Squamata; Gekkonidae
Gene: ACSBG2
Product: acyl-CoA synthetase bubblegum family member 2
Exons: 15
Coding region: 30-2165 (711 amino acids)
Cellular component (GO): membrane; endoplasmic reticulum
Molecular function (GO): long-chain fatty acid-CoA ligase activity
Source: RefSeq, a predicted model, not a curated record